UGUAUAGAGUUCUUUCUCGCCACUUGUCAUUUUCCGAAAUCAUGGAUUUUUACACAUGCGAAUCUGACACUCCGUGGACUUGUACUCCUUGCUGUUCGUGAUGGCUCUUGCUAAAAUUAUAAAACCCGAUAAUAAACCCAUUACUCCUUUGGAAGAAGAAAUUGCACAGGCGAUCACUGAACUUCAGGUGCAUGAUGAGUGGUCGGACGCCAUGAAGCUUCUGUACUUCUGCGAGGCUAAGGAAAUAGUGGUAGGUAGGGAAAAAGCCAUAGUUAUUUACGUGCCCGUUCCUCAACUUCGCACGUAUCAAAUGAUCCACAACCGUUUGGUUGGUGAGUUGGAGAAGAAGCUACGUGGUCCGCACGUAGUGCUGGUUGCUUUUCGCCGAAUAUUACCGAAGCCAAGGCGGAAAUCAAAGUUUAACCCGAAGCAGAAGCGGCCACGCAGCAGGACUCUGACAGCAGUACACGACGCUAUUUUAAAGGACCUAGUGUAUCCUGCCGAGAUUGUUGGUAAACGCAUACAAGUAAGAAUUGAUGGAAGCACCAUAACGAAGUGCCAUUUGGAUGUCGCUCAACGGAAUUACAUAGAGCACAAGCCCAAUAUUAUCGUCGUCAGCCGCGCUGAUGGUUCCUAACAAAUGUUCUAGCGCUUACAAUCGACUUUUUCGAAAUGUCUCACUGGAAACUUUCAAACCGAAUGUCAAGCGUAACCACCGGAAUCACGCGAAUGUUAUGCCCAACGUCGUCAGAUAUUUCGAUUUGUCAUCAAGCACGAGAUGCCAAAAUGUGAAAGCUAACUCAUCGUUUGUGAAGUACCUUACCGAUGAUUGAAGUGCCAAUAUAUCUUAUGAUGUCGGUAGGCUGUAACGCUGUUUUCUAAUGGCGGCGUUAAGCGGUUUUGGAUCGAUACACACUCGUAAAUCAUCAUGCACUUCUUAAUAACAAUUGCCAUUUGACCCAAUCUGUUGAUUCGCUAACCUUGGCUAUAACGUCGAGCGCAACUAGGCGCUCCUUUCUAACAUGCACUUCUACUGGCACAGCGCUCAUUUGGCGAUACAUGUACGCAACUGUCGAACCUUUCCACUUAGCCGAAUAUUUUAGCAUGACGAUGAACGGCAUCUAUUGCUAACUCACAUGAAUGCACAAAACACCCUCGAUUAAAAAAACCAAACUAAGUU
Molecule: messenger RNA, 1180 nt
Organism: Dicrocoelium dendriticum
Lineage: Eukaryota; Metazoa; Platyhelminthes; Trematoda; Plagiorchiida; Dicrocoeliidae
Source: the annotation of a GenBank genome assembly